UAAAUAUAACUACGGGAACGGAACACGAAAACCCGGUGGGGGGUAACUCUCCACAUUGAUUCAGUAUACACUCGUCUUGGAAUCAGUCGGUGCGAUGCGCGCGCUUUUUCUACCCGUCACCGCGCUUUUACUCUUCCAUUAUGGGGACGCCGCUCGCAUACUCGGCCUCUUUCCCCACACAGGCAAAAGCCAUCAAAUGGUAUUCGAGCCUUUACUGAGAACGUUAGCGGAAAGGGGCCAUCAUUUGACCGUCGUGUCCUUCUUCCCUCUGAAAAAUCCGCCAGAAAACUACACCGAUGUCAGCUUGGAAGGUAUCGCUGCAGUUGGAGUCGAGACUAUCGAUUUGGCCUGGUUCGAAGCGCCCAAAGGAUUUUUAAAGUUAACAGGAGUUAGCACGAUUAUCCAGGUAUUGAAUGCAUUCGCUCCACUGAAUGAGAUGGCAGUGAACGUUUGCUCAAAAUUAGUGAGCUGGCCACCGCUAAAUGAGAUCUUGAGGAACGAAUACGACGUGGUGCUGGUGGAGAAUUUUAACAGUGAUUGCAUGCUCGGUCUGAUGCACAUCUAUGGAAUGAAAGCGCCGAUCGUUGCAUUGUCAUCAACUGGUUUGAUGCCGUGGUCGGCCGAACGUAUCGGUGUUACUGAAAAUCCAUCGUACAUGCCAGUACUAACGUCGACCAUAAUAAAUCCGUACUCAUUCUUGGAGAGAUUACAAAAUACGUUCCUGAGUUAUUAUUAUAGAGUGUGGUUCAAAUAUGCAGUGCAAGUAAAAGAGCAAGAGAUUAUUGAGAAGCAUUUUGGUAGAAAGAUUGUGGAUUUGAACGAGUUAGGGAAGAAUACGUCGCUUAUGCUGGUGAACCUAAUUCACAGUUUGAAUGGAGCCCGACCCUUGCUACCGGGAUUAGUGGAAGUUGGUGGGAUGCACUUGGAUGAAACUGUGAAACCUAUACCGCACUACAUAGAAAAGUUCCUGAACGAGUCGGAGCAUGGUGUUAUUCUACUGAGCUUUGGCUCCCUGAUAAAGACAUCCACGAUACCAAAACACAAGGAAGAGAUGAUAAUAAGAGUUCUCUCUAAGUUCAAGCAGAGAGUCAUAUGGAAGUACGAGGACAGUGAAGAAGAAGGCACUCUUGUAGGAAACGUAUUGAAGGUCAGAUGGAUACCACAGUACGAGUUAUUAAAACACAAGAAGGUACUCGCGUUUAUUGGACAUGGCGGUCUGCUCGGUAUGACGGAAGCGGUAUCAGUCGGGAAACCAAUGCUGGUGGUGCCAUUUUACGGUGACCAGCCAACCAACGCAGCGGCUGCUGUCUCCAUAGGCUUUGCCAAGAAAAUCUCAUACGCUGACUUCACCGACGAGUCUCUCUUCGAAGCUAUCCAAAGUGUUCUGAGUGCUGAGAUGCGGCUGAAUGCUCGUCUGGUCUCCAAAAUGUGGCACGACAGACAAUCAAAACCCUUGGACACAGCAGUGUACUGGGUGGAGCGUGUGAUCAGGUGGGGUCAUAAGGACCCACUACACUCCCCUGCAAGGGAUUUGAACUUCAUCCAGUUAUCGUUGUUGGACGUGGGUGCUGCUUUUGCUGUGAUCAUUAUCCUAUUAGUUUUAAUUUUAAAGGCAUUCGCGUCUCUCAUAUUACGCGUUAUAAAAGUUAGUUUACAUGUAAAGGAGAAGAAACAUUAGAUAUUUUUUAUCGAACUCAAAACAAUUCUAAGAUAUUUGUAAAAAUUGUAAAUAGUGUCUAAAAUAAAUGAAAACGCAGUUAUAUAAAUAAACAUUUAUCAGUUAUAGAAAGUGUUUAUAAAGAUUUAAAUUGCUGGAGUAAUUUUUUAAUGGCUAUAGUUUAGAGAUGAAUAGGCACAUCAUGAAUAAGUAUUCAAUAGGAUUUCAUUUACUUUGUAUAACUCACUAAAUUUAAUAUGCCUUUCACGAUGAGAAUGGUUAAUAAAGCAACGAAUAAUUUUUUAUGUGAUAUCCAUUCUCGUAAAGAUUGUAUUGUA
Messenger RNA from Achroia grisella, 1995 nucleotides. RefSeq names its product UDP-glucosyltransferase 2-like (gene UGT46A2). The record is from RefSeq and is a predicted model, not a curated record. Lineage: Eukaryota; Metazoa; Arthropoda; Insecta; Lepidoptera; Pyralidae. Gene Ontology annotation, biological process: regulation of DNA-templated transcription. The coding region runs from base 95 to 1678 and encodes 527 amino acids. The transcript has 4 exons. Gene Ontology annotation, molecular function: UDP-glycosyltransferase activity.